Messenger RNA from Anopheles moucheti, 1356 nucleotides. RefSeq lists its product as uncharacterized. The record is from RefSeq and is a predicted model, not a curated record. Lineage: Eukaryota; Metazoa; Arthropoda; Insecta; Diptera; Culicidae. The transcript has 5 exons. The coding region runs from base 120 to 1136 and encodes 338 amino acids.
UCGUACCGUGCCCGUAGUGUCUUGAAGUGAUCUGAGAGUGAGUGAAAAAACCGAAAAAAACACAACAACGAAUUGUCGCGUUUCUGCUGUGGUGGGUGCCUCUAGCUGUGACUUGAACGAUGAACUUCCCGGUGGCCUUCGUCCUUAUCGCGCUCGUCAUUGGGUUGCUGCAGCUGUCUCCAGCGGAAGGCCAAUAUACAGGUCCAACCCUUGCCUGCGGUGGUACGUCGCUGGUUAAAUCGACCACACUGCUUGCACCGAACAGCAUUGCAGCGAACGGGCUAACCUGCGUCUACACCAUCCGGUCACUCAAUCUGCGCAUCUGUCAGCUUCGAUUGGAUUUCAACUCGUUUAGUCUUGCCCAGCCGACGCUCGAUCCGUACCCGAAAUGCAUCAACGAUGUGUUUUCGGUGGAAAACAUGAACUUCAAUUUAUGUGGUGAAAACAGCGGCCAGCACGUGUAUGUGCCCUUCAACCCUACCAAUGCCGAUCGUACGAUGACGAUCACCUUCCAGAUCGCUAGUCGCUCGCAAAUCCCAACACUGGCCAACCCACACUGGAGCGUCCGGGUGCAGCAGCUCGAGUGUCCAACCGGAAUGGCAGCCGCCGCCCGUCAGUUGGAUCCUUCGGAAAUGCUUCCCCAGAACGCUCGCACGGUGCACGGCGAUAUCGGUCUUCUCGCACCGACCGGCUGCCUGCAGUACUUCACCGACACCUCCGGUACGGUUGAAUCUUUCAACCUUGCCUCCGGUGCGGGACCGUACCUGGGUGGGUUGGACUAUGCCAUCUGCUUCAAGCGUCCUCGCAAUAGUCAACUGUUGCGUCUCAUACCGAUCACCUUCGAGAUCGCAUCGUCCGCUAACCCGACCGCCCAAAAUCCUGGCGUGGAUGAGCUGUGUUAUUCCAGCGUCUCCGUAAUGGCACGAUCCGAGGACAAUCUACACAUUCCGAACGCGGUGGCCCGGUUGCCAGCGUUGCCCGCCCUACGAGCAAGCCGGUUUUGUAGCAGCAGCUUGAGCAACGGAGAAGUGGAUGUCACUGGACCAGGCCCGUUCAUGAUGUACUUUACCAGUGAUCAACUGUUCGAUCCGUUCCAUCGCGAAACUGGCUUCCGGCUGCAGUAUCAAAUCAUGUAAUCCGACGCGUAAACGGGCAGCAGAAAAAACACGACACUCCCCAGCAACCGUUGAUGGCCGGUUUUGUCGGUUUCUCGGAAAAAAAGAUCAAUAGCACACAUACUUAGGCACUCCUGUGUACUGGUUAAAUAAUAAUGUAGCACGUUCAGCAAAAUUGACAAAAUCAACUCGUGAUCCUUACCCGACAGAAGGCGACGUUUUGGGGGGGGAGCGUCAUACU